CUUUCCGCAGGCAGCAGGCAGGCAGACAGGCAGUAGUGUUCAGUGUUUGGGGGAGAGUUAGAGGUGGAUGACUCUCACACACUGACUGGCUGCAGAGAUCUGAGGAAGACCAACUGGGAUAAAACCAGGAUAAACUAAAGCUAACGGUGGGAUAGACGUGGGCUAAACCAGGCUAAACCAGGCUACAACCAGGUCAAAGAAACAAGCAGGAUCUUAUCCAUAUAGCCUGAGGGUUGUGGAUCUAUAACAACAGAAGAGAUGAAAGUGGGUGGUGGACCUCCACCCUCUUCCCUGUGUGCGUGGGUGGUGCUGCUUAUUUUGGUGGAGUCAGGUGAACCCUACCGGACCCCAUACGACCAGGAACAAGGCCAGAACAGAGAGAGUACAGACUCCAGGCUAGACUCCAGGACAGACACCAGGGACUACCACAGAGAUGCCAGGCCAGACACCAGGGACUACCACAGAGAUGCCAGGCCAGACACCUGGGACUACCACAGAGAUGCCAGCGAGGUGAGGGGUAAAGAGUGUCAGCGGUGCUGUGAGCCUGGAGAGGAGGUCCGUACUCAGUCUGCCGACCCCCAGUACCCACAACACUACCCACAGUACCAGGCGGUGCCACAGAUCAACAUAACCAUCCUCAAAGGUGAGAAGGGGGAGAGCGGCCAGCGAGGGCCCUACGGUAAAUCUGGCAAGUCCGGCCAGUCCGGCCCUCGUGGGCCCAAUGGCAUCAAGGGCACCAAGGGGAGCAUAGGGACCCCGGGUGACCCCUGCAAGGUCCAGUACGCUGCCUUCUCCGUGGGCCGCAAGAAGGCCAUCCACUCCAACGACUACUACCAGACCUUAGUGUUCGACACUGAGCUCGUCAACCUCUACGGACACUUCAACAUGUUCACCGGCAAGUUCUACUGCUACGUGCCGGGAAUCUACUACUUCAGCCUGAACGUGCACACGUGGAACCAGAAGGAGACGUACGUGCACGUGAUGCAUAACGAGAGAGAGGUGGUGAUCCUGUACGCCCAGUCCAGUGACCGGAGCAUCAUGCAGAGCCAGAGCCUGAUGCUAGAGCUGGAGAGAGAGGACCAGGUGUGGGUCCGGCUGUUCAAAGGAGAGAGGGAGAACGCCAUCUUCAGCGAUGACUUUGAUACCUACAUCACCUUCAAUGGACACCUUAUCAAGCCCAAGAGCGAGGGGUAGGGGAAAGGGGUCGGUUGGGGCUGUGUCCCAAAUGGCACCCUAUUAGCUGUAUAGUCCACUACAUAGGGAACGGGAUCCCACUUGGGAUGCAUACUAGGGGGGUUGUGGGCUUGUAUGAUGGACCAGUGUGACGCGAGAAGGAGACCAAAAUCUGAAGAAGAUUGGUUCCCAGUUCAUAGAAGAAUAUCUUAACUUUCUUAUUGUGUCUUUUUACGUGUGUUAUUAUUGUAUUUAAUCCAGAUAUCAAGAGAGACAUUGACUUACUUUGAGAAGUAAACCAAGCCACUUGUUAAUUUGACAAAAACAUGUUGCACACACAGCCUGAUGAAGAUUGAUGAUCGGUUGGAGGUUUUGUCAGGAAACAGCCAAACAGAAUCAAUUCAAGAUGGCCACUGUUCAAGAUGGCCACUGUUCAAGAUGUUCAACAGAGCGGAGAAAAAUUAUCCUCAGGGUAGGGACGUCCCAAAGAGCCCACUAACCAUGUUCAAAGUGCCUUGAUUGCGUGAAGCAUCGUCUUGCAGCCAUACCAUUCUUACAGCACUGCUUUCAAUUUUGGCCAGUAAAUCAAAAGAAUUACACAUUGACUCCCUGCAACACUUAGGGUGCAUCCCAAACGGCACCAUAUUCCCUAUUUAGACACAUAAGGUUCUGGUAAAAAAAAACGGUGCACUAAAUACAGAAUACCGGUAUGGUGCUAUUUGGGACGCAGAGCCUUUAUGAAUCAUGUAUGUUGUGUGAUGCAAAGUAUUAUGAUUCGUAUCAACUUUGCACCCAGAUAAACUGUAUGUUUUAAGAGCACUCCUCUGUCACGGUCCUCAUAACCAGGAGACCAAGGCACAGCUUGAUUGGAAUACAUUCUUCUUUAAUUAAAACAAAGAACACUUAAACAAACACGCCGCUAUAAACUAGUGCUGACAUGCAACUACACAUAAACAAUAACCCACAAAAUACCCAGGGACUAUGGCUACAUAAAUAUGGUCCCCAAUCAGAGACAACGACAAACAGCUGCCUCUGAUUGGGAACCAAUCUAGGCAACCAUAGACAUUUAAACACCUAGAUAUACAAAAAGCCAUGAUAUACAAAAACCCCUAGACAAUCCAAAAACUACACAUACCACCCUUGUCACACACUGACCUAACCAAAAUAAUAACGAAAACAAAGAUAACUAAGGUCAGGGCGUGACAUCAUAUCUUUCAGAUGUAGAGACAGAUCAUAUUUGUUUGAGUUAGACAUAGAUUAGACAUAUUACACUGUAAACACACCCAUUUAAAUGUCAAUAUAUCUUUAUUGUCCAUUUGAACUCAAUAGAUCUUUAUUGUCCCCAGUGUAAAACAGUUGUAUACAUAGAUAUCAUAAAACAUACAUACAAUGACAAUGACCUGGACUAGAUAAAGCAACAGGACCUGGACUAGAUAAAGCAACAGGACCUGGACUAGAUAAAGCAACAGGACCUGGACUAGAUAAAGUAACAGGACCUGGACUAGAUAAAGUAACAGGACCUAGACUAGAUAGAGUAACAGGACCUGGACUAGAUAAAGUAACAGGACCUAGACUAGAUAGAGUAACAGGACCUGGACUAGAUAGAGUAACAGGACCUGGACUAGAUAAAGUAACAGGACCUGGACUAGAUAAAGUAACAGAACCUAGACUAGAUAGAGUAACAGGACCUGGACUAGAUAAAGUAACAGGACCUGGACUAGAUAAAGUAACAGAACCCAGACUAGAUAAAGCAACAGGUGCUUAAAUGGACUUCAUAUGAACUAGACAAAGCAACAGGACCUGGACUAGACAGAGCAUGGCAUAUCUGUACAUUCACUCACAUAGUUGCAUUCUGGUUGUUUGGUGACUGUGGACAUUCAAACCAUGUAAGCAAACUGUAUCUGUAGGUUUAGGUUAUUGUACCAGGGUGGGGUUGCCCUUCUUUGAAAUAUGAAAUGAAAAACCCAGGACUAAAAUUGGCACCCUAUUCCUUGGGCAGUGCGCUACUUCUGACCAGAGCUCUAUGGGUCGUGGUAAAAAGUAGUGCGUGACAUAGGGACUAGGGUGUCAUUUGGGGCGCAGACACUAUUCUUUCAUUGUGAAUGUAACCUACCAUGUAUAAUACAACAAUAGGACCAGCUGUACUGAACGUGAGCUGCAAAAUCCAACACAUACAGUAAUUCCACAUGGAGCUUUUACUUUUUAAAUGGUGUUGUUUGGAUAAAAGAAACAAUCCAUACAGUAUAUAUUGUAUUGUAUUUUGCAAAGUGUUUGAAAUAUAAUGAUAUGCUUUUUUUUAUUGUUAAAUAUUCUAAUGUCAAGUGUAACAUCAGUGGUGAAGAAAAUAUAUUCCAAAAUCAUAUCAAGUUUCACCAAAAAAAUAUAUAUUUAUUUUUGUUGGUACCACAAUCCAGUAUUCACUUCAUGAAACCUCAAGUCAUUUAGUCAAGGAUGGUUUCCCAAUAUUCUGUUUAUACAAGUUGAUGACAGCCAAUCAGAUGAAGAAGUCCCUAGAGCUCAGUAUUAGCCUCAAAGGCCAGGGCCCCAUUCCAAACCCUCACACCCUAUCCAUGGGUGCUAGUUGGGCCUUGUUCCAAAACCAAACCCUCACACCCUAUCCAUGGGUCCUAGUUGGGCCUUGUUCCAAAACCAAACCCUCACACCCUAUCCAUGGGUCCUAGUUGGGCCUUGUUCCAAAACCAAACCCUCACACCCUAUCCAUGGGUCCUAGUUGGGCCUUGUUCCAAAACCAAACCCUCACACCCUAUCCAUGGGUCCUAGUUGGGCCUUGUUCCAAAACCAAACCCUCACACCCUAUCCAUGGGUCCUAGUUGGGCCUUGUUCCAAAACCAAACCCUCACACCCUAUCCAUGGGUCCUAGUUGGGCCUUGUUCCAAAACCAAACCCUCACACCCUAUCCAUGGGUCCUAGUUGGGCCUUGUUCCAAAACCAAACCCUCACACCCUAUCCAUGGGUCCUAGUUGGGCCUUGUUCCAAAACCAAACCCUCACACCCUAUCCAUGGGUCCUAGUUGGGCCUUGUUCCAAAACCAAACCCUCACACCCUAUCCACGGGUCCUAGUUGGGCCUUGUUCCAAAACCAAACCCUCACACCCUAUCCAUGGGUCCUAGUUGGGCCUUGUUCCAAAACCAAACCCUCACACCCUAUCCACGGGUCCUAGUUGGGCCUUGUUCCAAAACCAAACCCUCACACCCUAUCCAUGGGUCCUAGUUGGGCCUUGUUCCAAAACCAAACCCUCACACCCUAUCCACGGGUCCUAGUUGGGCCUUGUUCCAAAACCAAACCCUCACACCCUAUCCAUGGGUCCUAGUUGGGCCUUGUUCCAAAACCAAACCCUCACACCCUAUCCACGGGUCCUAGUUGGGCCUUGUUCCAAAACCAAACCCUCACACCCUAUCCAUGGGUCCUAGUUGGGCCUUGUUCCAAAACCAAACCCUCACACCCUAUCCACGGGUCCUAGUUGGGCCUUGUUCCAAAACCAAACCCUCACACCCUAUCCAUGGGUCCUAGUUGGGCCUUGUUCCAAAACCAAACCCUCACACCCUAUCCACGGGUCCUAGUUGGGCCUUGUUCCAAAACCAAACCCUCACACCCUAUCCACGGGUCCUAGUUGGGCCUUGUUCCAAAACCAAACCCUCACACCCUAUCCACGGGUCCUAGUUGGGCCUUGUUCCAAAACCAAACCCUCACACCCUAUCCACGGGUCCUAGUUGGGCCUUGUUCCAAAACCAAACCCUCACACCCUAUCCAUGGGUCCUAGUUGGGCCUUGUUCCAAAACCAAACCCUCACACCCUAUCCACGGGUCCUAGUUGGGCCUUGUUCCAAAACCAAACCCUCACACCCUAUCCACGGGUCCUAGUUGGGCCUUGUUCCAAAACCAAACCCUCACACCCUAUCCAUGGGUCCUAGUUGGGCCUUGUUCCAAAACCAAACCCUCACACCCUAUCCAUGGGUCCUAGUUGGGCCUUGUUC
Oncorhynchus kisutch (coho salmon) is the source of this 5167-nucleotide messenger RNA. RefSeq names its product complement C1q tumor necrosis factor-related protein 1. Gene Ontology annotation, molecular function: protein binding. The transcript has 4 exons. Lineage: Eukaryota; Metazoa; Chordata; Actinopteri; Salmoniformes; Salmonidae. The record is from RefSeq and is a predicted model, not a curated record. The coding region runs from base 259 to 1194 and encodes 311 amino acids.